AGCGCGUGCCGGGCGCAGCAUUGGAGCCUGCUGAUUGGCGGUGUGGGGUCACGUGACUGAAGGUGCUGGGGCUCUGCCCCGGCCCUGCCCCAACCCCUGGCCCUGCCCGGACCCCCGAACUCCCGCCUGGGCCCUCGAACCCCUACCCGAACCCUCGGCCCUGCCCGCACCCCGGAACUUCUGUCCGUAUCCCCGAACCUCUGUCCGCACCCCCGGCCUUACUCGCACACCGGCCCUGCCCGAGCCCCGGCCCUGCCCCAACCCCCGGCCCUGUCACGCUCCAGACGCACCGAGCAGCCGUCCCGUCCCAGGGCCGUCUCCGGGCAGCCGGGAGUCAGCGCUGCCGGGAGGAGGUGGCGGAGCCCUGUCCCGGUCUCUGCCUGUCCGGCUGGUGAAAUUGUCAUUACGGCUUCAGCCGUGACCUGCUAAAUGGGGUCUCAGGCGCCACUGGAACGCCGGAGCCGUGACUCAGGCCCUGUGUUCAGUGGGGUUGCUCCUGAAAUUAUCGAAGACACACUGAUCCACUUGGCCACGGAGAAUGAGCAGUACUUGAGUGAGCUGCCCGAGCAGGCUGGGUACUUCAAAGAUACACGGAUCGUGGAAUUUAUAUUCCUUUUGUCUGAAAAAUGGCACUUGGACCAAUCGACUCGGUACCAGGCAGUGGAGUUACUUGAACGGUUUAUGAUCAAGCAGGUAGAACAGAUGUGUGAUGGCAGAGGGAAUGCUAAAGGUCGUGACCAAGGGCAGAGGAGCAGCUGGAGCUCUCUGAGGGAUCAGAUAGUCAACACCUUUGUCCUGCGACUGGUGUCGUGUGUUCAGCUCGCCAGCAAACUCUCUCUGCACUACAGUAGAGUGACCAGUGACACAGCUUUAAAAUUUCUGCAGUCCUUAAAAUACUCCUACACUAAACAGGAAUUGCUGGAGUCAGAGCUUGCUGUUUUAAACACUCUGCACUUCCACAUCAAUGUGUCAACUCCGUUGGCCUACGUGGAAUUGCUUCUGGAGGUUCUAGGAUACAAUGGCUGCUUGCUUCCUGCCAAACCCUUACACCAGCUCUGUGUGCAGCUGCUGGAUUUCUGCUACCUGACCAGAGAGACCAUCUAUGACACUUUGCUGAAGAUCGCCAUCGAAAACUCCACCCCAAGCAAACUGCAGAUAGCCAAGUUUUUAACAGUGAAGGAAGAUUUCAUGCUCUUGGCUGUUGGAGUCAUCAGUACAGGUGUGUUCAUCCUGAGCCCUGGGCACUGGGAGCAGGUUGUGGAGCAUUUAAACUGCAUCACUGGCAUUUCUCCACAAAGUAUCCUGGAGUUCUCCUACGCCGUGGUGAGGCGCAUAGUUGGCAGCACCACACCUGAGCAGCACCGUGGGAACUGUGGAACCAAAUCUCCUCAGAAAUAGAAGCACCCUGUCCAUCCAGUCACUGGCACUGCAGCAGGAACUGUCAUGCUGCUGACAACUGUGACACUGCCCAGGCACCCAGCACAGCUCAGGGUGACCUGAACUGUGGAACAGCCUGGAAGUCGUGUUAAUGAGCAAAGCUUGUCCUGCUAAGCAUUGGACUCAUACUCUGAAGGGAGGCCCAACAGCAUCAUAGUGUUUAAAAAUGCCCCAAAAGCUUUGUUCUAAGAGCUGCAUCAUUUAAAUUCCCUUUAACCAGAGAGACCCCUCAGAGUAUUGUGUUUGAAAGGUGCUGCCAUGCCUGGAGCUCAGCUGGGGCUGGGAUUGCUGGGACCAGCUCUCAUACCCGUGUUACAAAUGGGGCUAUGCUGUCUCCUCUUGCUGCUUUUAUAAAAUCCCUGUCUCAGCUGCCUGUGAUUGUCCCCUCUGUGCCAGCAUUUGGAGCCUGUUUGCUCUUACCCCACCACAGCCAGUAGUGACAGCAUUGUGAUGGGGACAGAAUGGGGCCAGUGCUGUGACUGCCACCACAGCAGUGCCCAGGCUGGGUGACUCUGAGUGCCAGGGGUUUGUGCUGUGCCAGGCGCUGCUGGCUGGAAACACCUGGAAUGUGGAACAGUUCCAUUAUUUCCUCACUGCAGCUCUAUGCAGGAACAGACUGCAGGAGGGAUUACAGUGUUGUAAUGGUAUAAAACCUUGUUAAGUGCAGUAGCACAAAGAAGUGCUGAUAUGACGUAGAAAAUACUUUAUUUCAAACUGUAGUUAUUCUUUAAUGACCAGGCAGAGUUCUGGCAGUUUUUCCACAUUAUUCCCUGGGUUUUAAGGUCUGCUUUUCCAACCUUGCAUGAGCAGUAACAGAGCAGCAUCAAACUGAUGUGUUCUGAAGUGUGACAGUGAUUUACAUGUAUGGCCAUAAACCCCAAAAAUAACAGUUUAGAAUCCAUUUAAUAGCUGGGUUUUAUUCUGGUCAGCUCAAUGAUACAACUUUGCAUAUUGCUUUUCUAUAAACUACUUGUAAUAAUGUUAUUUUAAAUAAAGUGUCUUGUGGAUUUUUGGUAUUGU
Oenanthe melanoleuca is the source of this 2457-nucleotide messenger RNA. RefSeq names its product cyclin N-terminal domain containing 1 (gene CNTD1). NCBI's taxonomy places the organism in Eukaryota, Metazoa, Chordata, Aves, Passeriformes, Muscicapidae. The coding region runs from base 430 to 1398 and encodes 322 amino acids. Gene Ontology annotation, cellular component: site of double-strand break. Gene Ontology annotation, biological process: reciprocal meiotic recombination. The transcript has 7 exons. The record is from RefSeq and is a predicted model, not a curated record.